AUGGGGACCGAUGGGGACAGAAUCACCACCGGACCAGACGGGUGCACUACGCACCCGUCUGGAUUUGCAGCAGAGCCACAAGAGUGCGAGGGAAGAGGGAGGGGGAAGGGUAGAGGGGAGGAGAAGGGUGGCAUUGGAGGAGGUGCUAAUGGAGGAGCCGAUGGUGGUGCUGGAGUUGGAGGAGGUGCAGGUAGUGGUGGUGGUGCUGGUGGUGGCGUUGGAGGAGGUGCUGGUGGAGGAACAUGUGGAGGUGUUGCUGAAGGAGCAGGUGGUGGUGCAGGAGGUGGGGCUGGUAGUGGAGUUGGAGGUGGAACAGGCGGGAGAGUAGGAGGAGGGGCUGGUGGAGGCAUUGGUGGUGGUGCCGGAGGUGGAGCAGGUGGAGGCGUGGGAGGAGGGGCUGGAGGAGGCCUUGGCGAAGGUGCUGGAGGUGGGGCCGGUGGCGGAGUAGGGGGUGGAGUAGGCUGCGUUGCUACUAGGAGGCAGAGAGAAUGA
This is a messenger RNA of Coffea arabica (coffee), 492 nucleotides long. The record is from RefSeq and is a predicted model, not a curated record. NCBI's taxonomy places the organism in Eukaryota, Viridiplantae, Streptophyta, Magnoliopsida, Gentianales, Rubiaceae.